AUGGGGGCUAAAACCAUGAAUAUGAUCCUUGCAAUAGCAGUUGCAGUGUUCAUGCUACAUGGAACAGACGCUGCAGAAUACACAGUAGGAGACGACCUGGGUUGGACCAUUCCACCAGGUGGCGCCGCCACGUAUGCUUCAUGGGCUGCCGAGCAUAGCUUGGUAGUAUACGAUAUUCUAGUCUUUAACUUUGCAGUAGGAGAACAAGACUUGGCUAUGGUGACCAAGGAGGAUUUUGAUGCGUGCAACACCGCAGAACCCUUAGUUGUGUUCCAAAAACCAGGAAAAUUUAAAUUUGUGGGCGAGAGCACGUACUAUUUGACCUGCACCUUCGCCGGCCAUUGCGCCAAAGGCCAAAAGAUUGCCCUUUACUUCGCUUCCUCAGGCGGAUCUCCAUCUCCAAGUCCCGCUGCAAGUCAAAGCCAAAGUCAAAGUGCCGAUGAUGCUGCCGCGGUCAAAUUUGUGUCCAAGAAAGAGUAUGGCUUCAAGAAAUUAAUGCCUGUAACGAUGAAGUCCCUGUAA
Messenger RNA from Prunus avium (sweet cherry), 522 nucleotides. RefSeq names its product umecyanin-like. Gene Ontology annotation, cellular component: plasma membrane. Gene Ontology annotation, molecular function: electron transfer activity. The record is from RefSeq and is a predicted model, not a curated record. Lineage: Eukaryota; Viridiplantae; Streptophyta; Magnoliopsida; Rosales; Rosaceae.